GGUCAAGGUUCAACCAGGUACCCACGUGGCUAGUUUGGAAACAAGACAAGAGAUGAAGCUGCUUACUCAUAACAUGCUCACCUCGCAUGUGAAGGGAGUGAAGAAUGGCUACCCCUUCAAGAUAUUAGCUAGUCAAGUGGUGGCCAAUAGUGUGGACUUCAAUGCAGAGUUCAUUGCCAGGAUGAUUCCUAAACUGGAAUGGACAGUGCUUAAAUCAGCUGCUGAAUCAGUUGGAUUUGGUAGUGGACUGCCUGACUCUCCUCCUGAUGCAUUUGAGAGUGACGAGGACUUCCUGAAGGCGGCCCAUCAUGUCCUGCUGGAGGUGGAGGUGGUGGAGGGUGACCUAGAGUGUCCUGAGACAGGCAGGAAGUUCCCCGUGUCUGGGGGAAUCCCCAACAUGCUCCUGACAGAGGACGAAGUAUAAACAUGGAACUUGCUUUUUUGUUUUUAUUUUUAUGUUCUCAAGUUGUUAAUAAUAUUGUUGCACUACAUGUACUAAAUCAGACCUUGCACAUGCA
Messenger RNA from Halichondria panicea, 518 nucleotides. Its product is annotated as multifunctional methyltransferase subunit TRM112-like protein. Bases 53 to 424 code for a protein of 123 amino acids. The record is from RefSeq and is a predicted model, not a curated record. NCBI's taxonomy places the organism in Eukaryota, Metazoa, Porifera, Demospongiae, Suberitida, Halichondriidae. Gene Ontology annotation, biological process: tRNA methylation; peptidyl-glutamine methylation; rRNA (guanine-N7)-methylation. Gene Ontology annotation, molecular function: protein heterodimerization activity. The transcript is spliced from 3 exons.